Molecule: messenger RNA, 1311 nt
Organism: Marchantia polymorpha subsp. ruderalis
Lineage: Eukaryota; Viridiplantae; Streptophyta; Marchantiopsida; Marchantiales; Marchantiaceae
Source: the annotation of a GenBank genome assembly
GAGGGUGUCAAAUCUAGCAGCAGCCAUGACUGUGGCCCCGCUCGUGGUGUAUGCGGGGUUCUAUCUGUUUCUCGUCUUCUUCGCUAUCUGUCUCGCAACCGGUCUGUACUAUGUAGCCGAGAUUGUAGAGGAGUAUACUCGAUUGACACGUAAAGUUAUCAACUACACCAUCAAGGUUGUCAUCGGGAUCCAUUUGCUACUUUUAGUAUGGGAUCGUUUGCCCAUUUUAUGUAUAGCUUUCGGGGUUGGAGCUCACGUGUUCUACUACCGGAUGCUGAAGACAUUUCCCUAUAUUACACUCACAUCCGUUGACUUCAUUGGCAGUGCCUGUCUCCUCGUCAUCAGCCACUUGGUCUGGUUCCAGUUCUUUUUGCGAGACCCUCGCUGUGCAUAUGUCAGCGUAGAGUGGAUGUUGGGUUUUAUGCUGAUCAUGCUCUGGAUCGUGCCGUUUGCGUUCUUCAUCUCUCUGGCGGCGAACGAGAGUGUACUUCCGGGUGCCGGAGGUCCUUACCCGUACCAAGGUUACUCCCGUCUUGAAAUGGGGGAUGUUGCUGAGAAGAUGUACCGAGGUCUUGAAAGGGCUUAUAGUUUCUCUUUCAAUUUCUUUACCAGCUACCUCAAGAAAAUAGUCUAUGUCUGUCAAUGAAGGAACUGCCUGACGAGGGUUGAUGCAGAGUCGUCUUCGUCCGGAUCCAAUGCCCACUCUCACUCGAGUGGUGGAGGCAGGAGAACGCGGAGUACAUUCCUGAACUUCUUCAACUUCGUGAGAAAGAAAAAGGAUGUUCUUCUACCUCAAGUGACAUCGCGACUUCCAUCUCAGUACCUCGGGCAAGGUUCAAACUCCAAAGCAUACUAGGCCAUCGGAGGGCCGCAUUCUUUAGUCCAUGUGUCGCAGUAGUUUUUGUCGUGGAGCUGUAUAGUACGAGACCGCUCAGUUGCCGGUCUCCUCGGAAAGGAAAGAUGAAGUUAUCUCUUCACUUCAGCAGAGAGGGGUGGGCUUGCAAAUUCGCAGUUGUACAUAGGUACUCGAGUUUGAUUGACACCUUUCUUCAGAGCAUGGGUGGUUUUAUCAAGGGUCUUGUGGUAUAUGGGUUUCCUACUUUCUUUAUCUAACCAUUUACGGAUCCUAGCGUCUCGUGGAGGAAGUCCGCUAGCUGAAAUUAUUAUGGAAAAAGUGAAGACGAUGAUUCAAAAGACGGUGUUUACGGAAGUGGGCACUCCAUAAUCUGGAGGAAGUUUUUCUAGACACGGGCAUGAAAAACAAUUGUUGAUUCAUAUGUAUUAUUCGGAAAAGAACAAAGGUUUCUGGCG